Messenger RNA from Ananas comosus (pineapple), 3490 nucleotides. RefSeq names its product probable LRR receptor-like serine/threonine-protein kinase IRK. Lineage: Eukaryota; Viridiplantae; Streptophyta; Magnoliopsida; Poales; Bromeliaceae. Gene Ontology annotation, molecular function: protein binding; protein kinase activity; ATP binding. Bases 218 to 3232 code for a protein of 1004 amino acids. The record is from RefSeq and is a predicted model, not a curated record. The transcript has 2 exons. Gene Ontology annotation, cellular component: plasma membrane. Gene Ontology annotation, biological process: protein phosphorylation; hormone-mediated signaling pathway.
CGGUGCACGGUUUACUGUGCACCAGGUGCGCACAAUAAAUUAGUUUGUCAAAAGACUCACAUGUGGGCCCCAUCUCUCAGCCUGAAACAGUGAUACGCGCAUAAUGGAGAAGCAAAUUUCAAUGGCGAGCAACGAGUAUUAAGUGUACACAGUAGCCUCACUCCUUCGUGCUCAACAUAUAUAUAUAUAUAUAUAUAUAUAUAGACAUAGUGUGUUAAUGCACAGCGAAAGAGAGAGAGAGCUCCAUUUUGGAUGCGUAGUAAAACUCCAUUUCUCCCUCUCUCUCUCUCUCUCUCUCUCUCGCGAGCUCGCCAUUAAUGGCGAACUAGCAUUUUCCAAGAACAAAAGGAAAUUUUUUUUGAAAAAAAGCACCACGAAAAUGGCGCCAUUACUAUGUAACAGCUCCGUCGUCUUCUUCCUUCUCCUCCUCCUCCUCCUCCUACCUUGUUUACUCGCCACGCCUAGCGCCAUUAACGACGACGUACUCGGCCUCAUCGUCUUCAAAGCGGGGCUACGGGACCCCCGCUCCAGCCUCGGGUCGUGGAGCGAGGACGACGAGUCGCCCUGCUCCUGGGCCGGGGUCGCGUGCGACCACCGCUCGGGACGGGUGACGGAGCUGGCGCUCGCGGGGCUCGGGCUCGCCGGGGAGCUCCAGCCCCGCGGGCUCCUCCAGCUCCAGUCGCUCCAGAGGCUCUCCCUCGCCCGCAACGGCUUCUCCGGGGCGCUGAACCCUAGCCUCGCCCGGAUCAAAACCCUAGCCGCGGUCUCCCUCGCCGACAACGCGCUCACCGGGGCCGUCCCCGCGAGCGUGGGCGGGUGCUCUGCCCUGGUCAGCCUAAACAUUUCGUCGAACAGGUUGCGGGGGUCCAUUCCGAGCUCAAUUUGGUCCCUGUACAACCUCAAAUCCCUCGAUCUCUCCUUCAAUUCCUUCUCCGACGAGCUCCCUGCUGGAAUCGGUAAGCUUUACAAGCUUCGAACGCUCAACUUGCGCGGGAAUCGGCUCUCGGGCCCGGUCCCCGCCGACAUCGGCAGCUGCUAUCUGUUGAAAACACUCGAUCUCAGCUCAAAUUUGCUCAAUGGUGAUCUCCCCGAAUCAAUGCAGAAGCUUUCCGUGUGCAGUUACUUGAGCUUGGGAUCGAAUUCGUUGUCCGGCCAAGUUCCCAAUUGGAUUGGGGAGAUGAAAAGCUUGCAGCUUUUGGAUCUGUCGCGCAACCAGUUCGCCGGGCGAGUCCCCGAUUCAAUCCAAAAUCUCACUUUUCUGCAGAAACUGGAUUUUUCUGAGAACAAUUUUACGGGGAACCUGCCGGAAUCGAUUGGUGCUUGCAGAAGCUUGCUGGAAUUGGACUUCAGCGGGAAUUCUUUGAUGGGUAGUCACCCAUCUUGGAUUUUUCGAUCAGGACUGAAGAGGAUUUCGCUUUCGGGUAACAAAAUGAGUGGCAUGAUACAAAUCCCCAGUGAUGCUCCGCAGAAUCUGAGCAUGUUGGAUUUAUCUGACAACACAUUUUCUGGUGAAAUUCCACUUGAUAUCAAGAAAUUUCAUGAACUGAAGCUGUUAAAUCUUUCAAAGAACUCGAUUUCGGGUUCUGUCCCAGUGACAGUUGGAGAGAUCAAGUCAUUAGAAGUGCUUGAUCUCAGUUGGAACCUAUUGAAUGGGAGCAUCCCAAAUGAAAUUGGGGGAUUGGUUUCUCUCAAGGUGCUGAGAUUGGAUAAGAACUCACUUACAGGAGAAAUACCAGUGCAGAUAGGGAACUGUUCAUCCCUCACAUCUUUGAUACUAUCAGAGAACAAUCUCACAGGGCCAAUUCCUACAGCAGUAGGCAAUCUCACCACCAUCCAAACAAUUGACCUAUCCUCCAAUAAACUCACUGGCACUCUCCCUAAGCAACUCUCCAACCUCCCUCACCUCCUCUUCUUCAACAUCUCCCGCAACCUCUUUUCCGGCAACCUCCCCGCCGGAAACUUUUUUAACACCAUUUCCCCGUCUUCCCUCUCCGACAACCCUGGCCUCUGCGGGUCUGUCCUUAACCGCUCGUGCCCCGGGGUCCUCCCAAAGCCGAUCGUCCUAAAUCCUAACUCCUCCUCCGAUCCUGUCUCCAACCCUAACUCUCCAUCCGAUGCCCGUCACAAGAAGAUAAUCUUCAGCAUCUCUGCUCUCGUAGCCAUUGGGGCCGCUGCCCUAAUCACGGUCGGCGUGAUCACAAUUACAGUCCUUAACAUCCGAGUUCGCUCCUCCGCCUCUCGCUCCACAGCUGCUCUCGCCCUUUCUGACGAUUACUACAGCCAUUGCCAUUCGCCUGCAACUGAUGACAGUUCGGGCAAGCUAGUAAUGUUUUCUGGGACCGACCCACAGUUUAGCUUCGGGGCCCAUGCCAUACUCAACAAGGAUUGCGAGCUGGGCCGCGGGGGAUUCGGUACUGUGUACAAGACCAUGCUGGGGGACGGCCGUCCGGUGGCAAUCAAGAAGCUCACGGUUUCGAGCCUAGUGAAGUCGCAAGAAGAUUUCGAGAGACAGGUGAACAAGCUAGGGAAAGUAAGGCACCCAAAUCUCGUCGCUUUCGAAGGGUAUUAUUGGACUCCAUCCUUGCAACUACUUAUCUACGAGUUUGUUCCUGGCGGUAGCUUAUACAAACACCUUCACGAGAGCUCUCCAUCGAACCAUCUACCGUGGCAGGAACGGUUUGAUAUCAUACUUGGAACAGCUAGAAGCUUGGCUCAUUUACAUCGUCACAACGUAAUUCACUACAAUCUCAAAUCAAGCAACAUUCUUAUCGAUGGGGCGGGUGAACCCAAGGUCGGGGACUACGGAUUGGCCAAACUGCUGCCGAUGCUAGACCGAUAUGUUCUUAGUAGCAAAGUCCAAAGCGCGCUUGGAUACAUGGCACCGGAAUUCGCAUGUAAAAUCAUGAAGAUCACUGAGAAGUGCGACGUGUACGGGUUCGGGGUUUUGGCGCUUGAGAUAGUGACGGGGCGGCGGCCUGUGGAGUACAUGGAGGAUGAUGUGGUGGUCCUUUGCGAUGUGGUGAGGGGGGCAUUGGAGGAAAGGAGAGUGGGGGAGUGUAUUGACGAGAGGUUAGGGGGUAAGUUUCCAGUCGAGGAGGCGGUGUCGGUUGUGAAAUUAGGGUUGAUUUGCACGUCACAGGUGCCGUCGAACCGGCCCGACAUGGCCGAGGUGGUGAACAUUUUGGAGCUCAUCAGGUGCCCACAAGAUAGCCCAGAAGAGGAGUUGAUUUAGGCUACUCUUGUUUUUGUUUUUGGUCCUUUUUAGCUGGGAUUUACAAUAUGAAGAGAAAUAUAGGAUUUUAGAUUGAAGAGAAAACUGGUUUGUUUGUUUAUGGGUGAAAAUAGAUGGCAUCUAUUUUCUAAUCUAAUACUAUUGUUGGUGAGGGGAGGUGAAAAUGUUUUCAAACUUUUGUUUUGUGUUGUUUUGUACCAAUGAAUUUGUUUUCACUGAGCUCUUAACAUUGUUUGAUAACUCACAAGAACUUCACAA